This is a messenger RNA of Zingiber officinale, 801 nucleotides long. RefSeq lists its product as uncharacterized. Bases 1 to 801 code for a protein of 266 amino acids. The transcript has 2 exons. Lineage: Eukaryota; Viridiplantae; Streptophyta; Magnoliopsida; Zingiberales; Zingiberaceae. The record is from RefSeq and is a predicted model, not a curated record.
AUGACGCUCCUGUUUGGGACGUACGAAAAGGCAAGGCACCGCGUCGCCCAAACGGAUCAACUGACAGUUCUCCGUGGAAAUCUUGCAAGACCCCCUGCCGAGGCAUUAUACUCCAUUGGCGAUCGGAGAUACACAGAUGGGGUGAAGUAUCGAGUCUUUCUCACAACCCUCUCCGAGUCGGCGCAGAGAUGGUUCCGAAGACUGCCAGAUGGAUAUAUACGCAACUUCAAAGACUUCCGGGCUGCCUUCUUACAUCAGUUCGCCAGCAGUCGACGCUAUCAGAAGACAAGUGUCAGCCUCUUCUCCAUGAAGCAAGGAUCGAAGGAAACACUCCGAGCGUACAUCCAACGCUUCAAUAAGGUGGCCAUAGACAUUCCAUCGGUCUCAUCCGAGACCAUGAUGAAUGCCUUCACCCAAGGGUUCGUCGAGAGAGAAUUCUUCCGGUCGGUUAUCAGGAAGGCGCCUAGGGACUUCGACCACCUACUCAGAAAGGCCAACAAGUACAUAAAUGUGGAAGAAGCCCAAGCAGCAAGGAAGAAGGAAGCACCGACCGAGCCUACACUGGCACCCAAGCGACAUCCGAUGAAUAGCCACCAACCGCCUAGGGGGCCAAAAGUAGAGGCAGCACGGCCACACCAGGAGGCCCGGACGCAUGCUGUGCAACAUGUGUCCGCCGAUCGACAGAAGGCGUCAAGAGGCAAGGUGUGGACGCCAAUGUUUUGUUCCUUUCAUCAGUCAGCGGUGUACAACACGCAAGACUGCCGCGGUCUGACGUCGAUCGCAAGCCGACUGGCACUCUGA